CUCAUCGAUGUUUCUCUGUCCGUCUGUCUACUCGCCUCUCUCUCUUCCGAUGAAGCUUCUGUCAUCUUAAUUUCAGCUUCACUGAAUUUUUCCGGCUUUAUCGCUGGGAAAUUCUGAAAGCAUUUCUCCGAAAACGACUGAUAGCUUAAUAAUUGAAGAUCUCACUUCGCUUGGGCAAUGCACCUUUUGAUCUCUGAAUUUGGCGUAUACUCGAGUCUUCCGCGAUUAGAAAAGGACUGAAGCUGCGGUGCGUAAAGUAUUGCUUUUACUGCUUAAGUGUGGACUUGGAGUAAAGUCAUGGCUCAGAGUAAUUGGGAGGCAGAUAAGAUGCUCGAUGUUUACAUUCACGACUACUUGUUGAAAAGAAAACUGCACAAUUCUGCAAAAGCUUUCAUGACCGAAGGGAAGGUAGCGACUGAUCCUGUAGCUAUUGAUGCACCUGGUGGGUUUCUUUUUGAGUGGUGGUCUGUAUUCUGGGAUAUCUUUAUAGCAAGGACAAAUGAGAAGCAUUCAGAGGCUGCUGCCUCUUACAUUGAGACACAACAAAUGAAAGCAAGGGAACACCAGCAGCAUAUUCAAAUGCAGCAAUUGCAACUCAUGCAGCAGCGUAAUGUCCAGUUACGCAGGGAUCCUAAUCACCCUCCACUGGGUAGUCCUAUUAAUGCCAUCAAUUCUGAAAGUAUGGCGGGGCAGCCAUCUGCCAGUGUCUUAGCUAUGAAAAUAUUUGAGGAAAGAGCUAAGAACCCCCAUUCAAUGGACUCAGAGUCAUCAUCAGCUCUAAUGGAUCCUAACAGGAUGGCCCUUCUGAAGUCAGCUGCCAAUCAAGGCCAGUUGGUUCAAGGUAAUUCUGGGAGCGUGUCGGCAGCUUUGCAGCAGAUGCAAGGAAGGCCUCAACUGGGAUCUGACAUCAAAGGAGAAGUGAACUUAGGUGCCAAUCAAAAAUCGUUACCGAUGGAUCCUUCAUCCAUUUAUGGCCAAGCAAUUCUUCAGUCCAAGUCUGGGCUUGGUGGUGCAGGCUUGAAUCAAGGUGUCACUAGCCUACCACUUAAGGGAUGGCCCCUCACUGGAAUUGACCAAAUAAGACAGGGCAUGGGAGGGAUACAAGUGCAAAAGCCUAAUCUACAGACCCAGAAUCAGUUUCUUAUGUCACCCCAACAACAUCAGGCCCUAGCACAAGCCCAAACACAAAACAGCCUUGGGAACUCUAAUUAUGGUUUUGGUGGGUUACCAAGGGGUAACUUUAAUCCAAAAGAUGGUCAACCUCCAAGGAAUGAUGGAUCUAUAUGCUCUCCUGUGCGAUCAAAUUCUCCCAAGAUGAAGAUGCCCCAAAUGCAGCAAUCUUCCUCUCAGCAACAGGACCAAUUGCAGCAGCAGCAGCAACAUUUGCAGCAGGCUAACAGAAAAAGGAAGCAACAUUCCUCAUCUGGACCUGCCAAUAGUACGGGCACUGGGAAUACUGUUGGCCCUUCUCCAAAUUCACCACCUUCAACACAUACGCCUGGUGACGCAAUGGCCACGGCUAGCAGCAUGCAACAUGUCAACAAUGUUUCAAACAGCUUGAGGAUGUAUGGUGUUGAUGGAACUGGUGGUAUUGCAUCAUCUACUAAUCAGCUGGAUGACUUGGAGAACUUUGGAGACAUUGGUUCCUUGGAAGAUAAUGUAGAGUCUUUUUUAUCAAAUGAUGGGGGAGAUGGAAAUAUGUAUGGUUCAUUAAAAUCUACUCUCACAGAGCACAAGCCAGAGCCUUCUAAAGGGUUUUCCUUUGGGGAAGUUGGCUGUAUUCGGACAAGAAAUAAAGUAACUUGCUGUCAUUUUUCUUCGGAUGGGAAGUUGCUUGCCAGUGCUGGGCAUGACAAGAAGGCUGUAAUUUGGAACAUGGACACUUUGCAAACAGAGAUGACUCCAGAAGAACAUCAACACUUAAUUACUGAUGUGCGGUUCCGGCCAAAUUCAACCCAGCUCGCAACAGCUUCAUUUGACAAGUCUGUGAGACUCUGGGAUGCAGCUAAUGCCGACUAUUGUUUGAAUGCCUAUACUUCACAUACUUCACAUGUUAUGUCCCUGGAUUUUCAUCCAAAAAAGAACGAUAUGUUCUGUUUCUGUGACAGCAAUAAUGAAGUUCGUUACUGGAAUAUUUCUCCAUUCUCAUGUACUAGGGUGUCUAAGCAAGGAGGAAGUGCUCAAGUAAGGUUUCAACCUAUAACUGGACAUCUUCUGGCAGCUGCAUCAGAUAAGACGGUAUCCAUCUUUGAUGUUGAGACAGACCGGCAGCUCCAUUCUUUCCAGGGACAUUCCGGAGUUGUUAACUACCUUUGCUGGGAUCUAAAUGGAGAACUGCUGGCAACAGUGAGUGAGGAGUGUGUCAAAGUUUGGUCGUUGGGAACUGGUGACACUAUUCAUGAGUUCACCGCCAAUGGAAACCAAUUUCAUUCUUGUGUUUUCCAUCCAAGUUACUCUGCCCUCUUAGUCAUCGGAGGAAAGGGGUCUCUGGAGUUGUGGAACAUGGUUGAGAACAAAAGCAUGACGGUUCCAGCGCACGAGAACAUAAUUGCAGCUCUGGCCCAAUCUCCUCUCACUGGAAUGGUUGCUUCUGCUAGCCAUGAUAGCUCGGUCAAGCUAUGGAAAUAAGUGCCGCCGCCAUCAUUUUGUCACAUGUUCAGAUGUUAACCUUUAGGGUGCCCUUUUUACUGGAGUACAAUAUUUGCUGCUAGUUUUUUUAGGCUCUAAGUUUAUAAAAUUGAUGAGAGAGUGAGUGUAUAUGGUAACAAAAGGAUACCAUGUCAUUGAAUAUCUGAGUCAUUUUAUGUCCUUUCGUGUAUAAGACUUGAAUUGAGUCAAUUGACAUAACUCAUUGUGAUGUACUUAUUAAUUGCUCCAGAGUUGAUGUCGUUGUGUUGUCUCGACUCUCGUACGUUUUGCAUUCAAAACAUAACUAGCUAGUACUCCCUCCAUCCUAUUAGAAGGUUCUCACUUUCCUCUUUU
Molecule: messenger RNA, 2982 nt
Organism: Cuscuta epithymum
Lineage: Eukaryota; Viridiplantae; Streptophyta; Magnoliopsida; Solanales; Convolvulaceae
Source: the annotation of a GenBank genome assembly